UGCUGUGGAAGGAUGCUGUAGAAAGACGCGCUAUUAGAACUUAACUUUGGAGAACGCAUGCAAAAUAAUAUAGUCCAGCGAUCUCAAAGAGCACGCUGGAAUUUUCCUUUCCUACGUGAAACACAGUCAUGACGGAUCAAGAGUAUGUUCUCUGCAUGUGGAAGAAGCGUUUAUGGCCAGCAAAGGUUUUGUGCAAAACUGGAGUGGCUGGGGAAACGUCUGUUACUAACGCCAAGGAGACUUCUUUUACAGUUGAAAUACUUGGCUUGAAAGAACAGAUCCGUGUGAACUGUGCAGAUGCUGUACCGCUGAAGGAAGAACAUAUAGAAAACAUCGCCUCUAACUUAGAUCAAAGGAAUAAUUCGAGUGAGGCUGUGGAAGAACUGAAAUAUCGCCGUUCUCUUAAAAUUGCCCUGGAUAUUUUGAAUCAAAAUGGCUCAGCCGGACAAGUACCACCUUCAGAAGGAGGACGAAACGCUCGGUUAUCCCAGGAGAGCAAUGCAGGGUCUCUCUCAUCUACCCCCUUACGUAGAUGUCGGUCGCUCUUUCACUCUAAAGAACAGUUGGAGCCUGAGACUUCCAAGAAGAAAAGAGAACAAAAGAAUAGCCCCAGCCUGAAGACUGAUACAAAAAAACAAAACCAGAAAGGUUCCUUCAUUUUGGAGGAGAGCGCUAAAGCACAUGAAAGCGGAACAAACCCUUCCAGGUGUGGUACCGGGGACUUGUAUAAUACAUCAAACUCGGAUAGUCAAAAUUGCAAAGUACCAGAGUCAAAAUCCCUACCAAGACAGAAAAAAAUCAAGCCCAGAGUGUUGACAAAGUCCAAACCAGGGAGUAAAGUCUCCCUUAAGCCCAAGGAGGAAGAACGUAAGCAAGGAAGAAAAAGGCCAGGAGGUGCGGGAUCACCUGUCUCGUGUGGGAAUGAUUUCCCCAAGGAUCAAGCACGGCCCCUUGCUGAGGAAGGGUCUCCUCUGUCUGACCCCUGCAAGUCUGACGCAGCGGUACCUGUCAGAAGGGCAAACACCAGAAGUCAACCUAGAAGGACGUUACUGGAUUCCUCUUGUAACAGUGCCUCGGAUGACUUGGAAAAACGCAUCAGUAAUGAGAGCGAAAGUCUAGCAAAGCAAUUAGCUGGAAGAAAAAAGCCAGUGAGUUUAAAACGGAUUAACGGAGAACAAGAGACCGGUGCAACCGUGUCCUCGUACAGAAAAAGGAAAUGCAGGAAUCGCCCUGAAUCUUCAUCUGGGCCUUCUAACCAUGGGACGCUUUCUGAUAGCUUCCCCUCUCAGCUUAAAGAGGAGGAAAAUAAGAAUACUUCGCACGUGGAUAUGAAUAAAGUAAAGCAGUUUCAGCUGCCUGACUUUGAGGAAGAUGAAGGACUGGAACCGUCUGACCUGUCUUCAAAGAUCGUUUCCUCAGAGAGUCUCUCUCGCCUCUCAGCUCUGGUAGAUGACGAGGAGGAGGAUGAAGAGCUUCCUAGUAUUUUAUCGCAUCAAGAACCACAAUCAAUUGAAGAAGGGAUUUUGGUCUGGUGCAAAUUGCGAAGGUAUCCUUAUUGGCCAGCAGUGGUAAAAAACGUGAAGCGGAAACACAGAAAGGCGUGUGUGCUGUUAAUAGAAGGGAAUACAAAUGACAAGAAAAAAGGUUUCUCGGUAUCUCUUAAGAAUCUGAAGCACUUUGAUUGUGAAGAAAAGCAGGACCUCAUAGCACGAGCCAAAGAAGAUUAUCGCCAAGAAAUUGAGUGGUGUAUUCGAUUGAUUUCUGACUAUCGAAUUAGAGUAGGUUGUCAUUCUUUUACGGGAUCCUUCUUGGAAUAUUUUGCUGCUGACAUCAGCUACCCAGUUAGAAAGGAAGGUUAUCAAGGUUUGGUCCAAAUGGCCUUUCCGAACGCGGCAGAGGAAGAUGUUGAAGAGUCUUCAUCAGAAACUUCGCCUCAGAAGCCCUGCAAGAAACUUCUUCCUGACAGAACAAGAGCCGCUAGAGAUAAAGCGAAUAAAAAGAUAGUGGAGUUUAUAGUGAAGACUAAGGGGGCUGAAGAGCAUCUUCUGGCUAUUUUGAAAAGCAGAAAACAAUCCCGGUGGCUGAAGGAAUUCCUGAAUUCAAGUCAGUACGUGACCUGCGUCGAAACGUAUUUGGAGGAUGAAGAACAACUAGACCUCGUAGUGAACUACUUGAAGGAAGUGUAUCGUGCAAUAGACACUAAAAAUCUGCAUCAAAUAGAUGGAGAUGGAAUAAAAUUUAUCUCGGAUGUCCUUUUGCCUGAAGCCAUCAUUUAUGCGAUUUCUGCUGUGGAUGACAUAGAUUACAAGAAGGCAGAAGAGAAAUACAUAAAAGGACCAUCUGUGAGCAAAAGGGAGAGAGAAAUAUUCGAUGAAAAAAUUCUAGAAAGAAAAAAGUGGAAGAGCAAACUAGCAUCUGCAGACAGCGUCUGAGCAGCGGUACAAACUUUCCCAAGUUAUCCUGGCACUGCGUGUAUAUAACAAAGUGGUUAUUUGUAUAAAACGUGUAAUUCUUGCUUUUU
This is a messenger RNA of Aptenodytes forsteri (emperor penguin), 2521 nucleotides long. RefSeq names its product PWWP domain-containing protein MUM1 (gene PWWP3A). The coding region runs from base 129 to 2432 and encodes 767 amino acids. The transcript is spliced from 14 exons. The record is from RefSeq and is a predicted model, not a curated record. Lineage: Eukaryota; Metazoa; Chordata; Aves; Sphenisciformes; Spheniscidae.